Molecule: messenger RNA, 725 nt
Organism: Stegostoma tigrinum
Lineage: Eukaryota; Metazoa; Chordata; Chondrichthyes; Orectolobiformes; Stegostomatidae
Product: complement C5-like
Exons: 3
Source: RefSeq, a predicted model, not a curated record
AUUCUGAUGUCGGUAACUGGAAAACCUCCAUGGUUGGAGGACGAGAAGCCGUAUCCAAUUGAAGCAGCAGAGGCUUUUGCGAUGACUGUGGAAACCACUGCUUAUGCCUUGCUUCAAGCAUUGUCAAGGAAUGAUAUUGACUAUGCAACACCGAUUGCGAGGUGGCCAACGAUGCAACAGAACUAUGGUGGUGGAUUUCACUCGACGCAGUUUCCACUUGGAAGAAAGAUUCACAUCAAAUUGACUGGUCAAGGAACUGGGACACUGACUUUGGUCGAGUGGAUCACAGAAAGUCUGGCAACAAAAAAGCUGCAAUGGUUACCUCCUCACUGCUUCCAACUCCUCCUCUUUCUCAGCUGGUGCCCGAUCACUGGCAGCGACAGCGUACCCUCAUGAUGCCAAGGUUGGAGACUAUCAAGAAUCAUGACGACACCGGCCCUUCUCUGUACUGCAGGACUGCCCCAGAGUGCUCCAGGCAGCAGAAACAACAUUGAACUACUCCAGUGGUCUGCACCAUGACAUUUCCUGUGGUACUUUAUGCAGCCCCUCUGAGUGUGUAAUACACACUCCCAUAUGGACCACGUCUUCAAACUAAGGCUCUUGUCACCUCCUCAUUACUUCAAGUUGUUCAAAUGAGGAUGGCAGGGCAGAAUAUUGAAGAAUUAUUACAAAGUCUUCUGUUCAGUAUCCUGCUGCUCUCUGACAAGGAAAACUGAAAUGUACUU